AUUCAUUGUAAACAAGGUCAAGCGUUCACUGCAGUACUCACUCUUCACACUUACUUGACGAGUUUACCUCUUGAGAACAAUCCAUCACCACAGAUACAGCACAUAGACAGGAUUUGUUCGAGCACCAGGAAAGAUGAUGCAGUGUCUUCAGUUUCUAGUUGAACCAACUAAGAACAUCACCUUCAAGUUUAAGGAGUUUCGUAAGAAGUCGAAGAAUGAGAAACGAGAACCUCUGGAUGAGAGCCAGCAGUUCAUUGUGAAUCUAGCCCAGGAUCUGCGCAGAGUUUGUCAGAGGUCGGAGGUGUUGGAUUAUAUCUCCAGAUGUGAAGAUGUUUGGCCCAUCCUCACCUGUAGGGCGGUCAUUCUGGAGUGUGCUUCUGUGUUAGAGAGCAAGAAGAGACCAAUGCAGACAGACGGAUGGCCUGAGAGCAGUGACUGGAAAGAUCUGGCUUUGACCAGUGAGCAGGACGUUGAGAGUGCCAAGAGGGUCAUUCUCACCUGGACCAAAGACCUGAGAGCUCAACCUGAGCAAAGUGUGUGGCCUGGAGAGAAGGUGGUGGUGGCUUUGGAUGAUUUUCAGAAUCACUGGAGAAGAGGACACUCGGCUACUCUUCAGUCGGCCAUGGAGCUGGUGUUCUGGUCUCUCCUCAACAAAGAACUAAACAAGGAGAACAUUCCCCAAAAGUGGCUUAUGUGGAAACAAAGGAGCCAAAAUAUAGGCGCCACCCCCUAUAUUCCUUACACAGUGUGGCAGUGGAUCUGUGAUGUCGGAGUGGGGGUGACUCUUGAUCUGGACACGGCCAACCCUGACCUGAUGAUCUCUGAGGAUGAGAAGCGCAUGCGCUGCGGUUUCGAGCGCAAAGACGUGCCCAACUACCACCAGCGCUUCGAUGGCUGGUGGUGCGCAGUUGGAACCGAAAGUUUCAGCUCUGGUCGCCAUUACUGGGAGGUCGACGUUGGAGAAAUGGACUGGCGUGUCGGUGUGGCCAAAGAGUCGGCCUUGCGUAAGGGCUUCAAGUCCCUUAACACCGAUACCGGUUACCUGACCCUACGCUUGGAGCGCGGCACAGAGCUGAAGGCCCUGACCGUGCCUUUCACCUCCCUGCCUGCCACCACCCUUCCCCGCAAGGUCGGCAUCCACUUGGACUUCGACGAGGGCCAGCUGUCCUUCUACGACGUGGAGAGACGCUCUCACAUCUACACCUACAACGAGACAUUCGAUGAUAAGCUCUUCCCACUCUUCGGUACGGUGGAAAUCGUGAAAGACCUGGUGAUCAAAUCACCUGUUGACAGGAGCCACUGCGUGUGCCCCAGCAUGUGCCUGUGGGUUUGAGACCUCUCAGGUCGAACCAGAGCCCAGUGCUUAAUCUCUAGACCAGUGGUUCUCAACUGGUGGAUUGUGAUCUCAGGAUGACACACGUUUUCUGAUUGGGUUGCGUACAGCAGGUGACAAAAACGGUAGUAAACGCAAACAAUAAAAUACAGCUGACAAGAUUAUUGAUGGAUCUCAUCAAUAAUCAUUAUCUAACAAUCUCAUGGAUGGUCAGAUAAUCCACCAUCCAUCCAGAAUUAUGUUGAUGUUGCUAUGGUGAUAUUUAAUCUAUAAAUCCAUUUAAAACUAUUAUAAUUUUAUAAUUAUUAUUUAAGUUGUUUCAGGCACUUUUGUUUCGUUUUGUACUCGUUCCAACCAUUUUCAAUGUAAAAUCUGGGUCCUGAAGCAAACCCAGUUGAGAGCCACUUGUCCAGAAGUCUUAUUAGCAUUAGCAGUAGAAUAACUGGGCCAUGUUAGUUUGUCACUUCUAAGUGAUUGAUUCAUAGCCGAACAUAAUUCCAUCCAAGUAUUGUAUAAUCUGUUUCGCUAUUGCUUCUGUACUGCACCUGAAUACAAUGUAAUGUGUUCACCUGCCCUGUUGGCACUUUCAUAUUCAUCUGACAAUCUUAAAUCAUGUCAAGAAAAUGCACUUUAUGUGAAUAAAGAAAAGACUUCAA
This is a messenger RNA of Triplophysa dalaica, 1989 nucleotides long. RefSeq names its product butyrophilin subfamily 3 member A3-like. The transcript is spliced from 10 exons. NCBI's taxonomy places the organism in Eukaryota, Metazoa, Chordata, Actinopteri, Cypriniformes, Nemacheilidae. The record is from RefSeq and is a predicted model, not a curated record. Gene Ontology annotation, molecular function: protein binding. The coding region runs from base 134 to 1333 and encodes 399 amino acids.